AACAGUGUUUAUUGGGUUGUCAAAGGCAAAAGUUGUUGACACUGCAAAAAUAUGCCAUUACAAACUCUUCUUUGGCAUCUGAUAAGGCAAAGAAUGGCUUCAACAUGCCCAACUUAGUGAGAGAUUAAGUAAUUAGCCUCUUGUCUUCUUGUAGUGCUAAAAAAAAUGAGAAACCAAUGUGAAAAUGAGAGGCAUGGAUUUCUACAGGAUAGAACAGAUUGAUCUUAGUUGGUUGGCUUCAACAUGCCCAACUUGGUGAGAGAUUAAGUUAAUUAACCUCUUGUCUUUUUGUAGUGAUAAAAAAAAAAUGAGAAACCAAGGUGAGAAUGAGAAGCACGAAUUUCUACAUGACAGACCAGAUUGAUUUUAGUUGGUUGUUGGGAUUCCAAUGUGAAUUGUACUUAUUUCUUUUCUAUGUUAAUGGUGAAAUCCAAAUUCACCUAAUCUUAUGAAUUCUUUAUCACAGUGAUUACUAGCCUAAAACUGAAUUAUUUUGGUUCACUACAUGAAUCUCCAAGAUAGAACUUGAUGGAUUUCCCUUUUAUAUUAUAUACCAAUGCUAUUAUACCAUGAAAACUGUGUUUACCAUAUUGUGAAGUGGGUUGUUGGGAGCCUUUUAGUCUGGUGGAUGUACACCCUAGGAAGUGAAAACACUUUUGCUUGUAAGACAAUAGGUUACUAAUAUCAAUCAUACCCAGAUCCUUUUCUUGAAGCAAAUGGUAGCUGACACUGAUCCAAGUAAGCAAUACGUUUGAGUUUGGUGUGUGGUUGAGAUGAAUUGAAGUGGGUCAAGAGAAAAAAAAGUUGAGAAUUACUGUAAAAGCAUCAACUUGGAUGCCAUAGUAUCAACAAUUGGGUGGUUUAUUAAUGAAAUGAAGAUAGACUUUAGGAUGGAAGAUUCCAUGAUUUGGUCUCACUUUCAUUAUUUUAUUAGUCUAAAGUUAGGGGUGCGAAUUGGCCCAAAACUUGAAUUAUUCAAACAUCGUCAAGGUACAAAACAAACUUGUAGUUUAUUUGUGGUUUGUAUAAGUUGGUGUGGUGCUCUUUCCACUUGAAAUAUGCUCCAUUAUCUCCCUCGUUUUGUUAGGUGAGGAAACAGGUAAGGAAGCUUGAAAAUGGACUCUUUUACAUGAUGAUGGUUUCUUUUGUUUACAUCAUAUAGUACUCCCUUUCACUCUCUCUGCUUCUUGGAAUGAGAAUGAGGCUGAGGGAGGGCUUUUGCUUCUUGAUGAUCCUCAUUGCUAGUAUCCAUGUGGUUGCUUCUCAAAUGACACACCAUAAGAAAUGUCUGGAGGCCACCAUUGCCGAAUGCUUCCCAGGGGAAGAGUUGUUCAUGGAGUCUGAAGUGAGCUACCGGUUUCUUGCAGAGGCAAGGGCCAAGUCUAUAUCAUACGGGGCUCUCACUCCAGACAAAGGGAUCUGUAAAGGCUCAACACCAGCAUACAGCAGCUGCCUACCGGGCCCAAACAAGGGGUCCGACCGCGGCUGCAAGUCUACCUAUCGCUGCCGUUCAGGGUCCUGAUGACCAAACGAUUAUGUUUUUUUUUUUUGUUUUUUUUCACCUAAGCCCCAGCACCCAUUUGUUUCCAAGGCUAUGCCACCCCCUUUUGUUUCUCCUGAGUUUGGAGCUAUGUUUCUUGUGUGUGAGUUGGUUGAUACAAAUAAAAAAGCAUUGGGAGUGGGAGUGCUUUCCUGCCAUGGCUGUUCUCAAGUGUAACGAUCAUUUUGGUUUCAGAUAUCAUAAAGAAAACAUGAACUUCAUAUUGAAUGUGAAGAGGAGAUCCAUCUCCAUAUCUAUAUCUUGUAGUGUGGAAAGAUGUUGACCUCAACUUUGUUGUGUAGUGCGCCACUUACAAGUGGAAAAGAUAUGGGCCUCCUCUUCUAUUUUGGAAUAGAGUCUCCAGGUUAUCAUUACCAUGAGAGGUGUGGGGUCUUCGUCCAGCAAAUGCUCACAUUGUAUCACAGUAAUUACUAAUUUUUUUUAUCUCAAUCCUGUGAGACGUUACUACGUUUAAAGCCAUGAGGAGUGAGGACCUAUUGGAACCCCAUAGUCUGACCGAAUAUAUAUUCUCCAUGUUAAAACCGUUUUCGAGAAUGGACCGUUUUUAAGAAUGGUUUCCAUCGUAAGGCGCGCUAUGAACAACACUGAUACAAACUUGGUGCUCUUCCGCAUCCUUGCUUCUAUCCAUGCCAUCUCCAUUGUCAUCGCUGUCACAGCUUCAUCAUCACCCUACACUCCUGUGGAGAACAUAGCUCUAGAUUGUGGAAGCCAUGGCCACAGCACCGCCCCUGAUGGCCGCAAAUGGACUAGUGACACCGGUUCGAAAUUCAUAUACUCCCAACUCAAUGCAUCUUCCAUCUCCAUGGCCUCCACCCAAGACUCCGUUCCACUGGUUCCUUACAUGACUGCUCGUAUCUUCACCUCCCAAUUCACUUACGCCUUCCCGGUAUCCCCGGGCCCCAAGUUCCUUCGCCUUCACUUCCAUCCGGCCUCCUACUCCAAUCUCGAUCCCUCCCACGCUUUCUUCUCUGUCACGGCAAACCACUACACGCUGCUUCACAACUUCAGCGCUUGGCUCACUGCUGGCUUUCUUAAUCAAACCCAUUUCAGUAAGGAGUAUUGUGUUUGGGUGAGCUCGGAGCAGCUGCUGAAUCUCACUUUCGCUCCAGUUGCAGGUGCUUUUGCCUUUGUGAAUGGCAUUGAGGUUGUUUCCAUGCCCACGGAUCUUUACCUCAAAGGUGAAGAUAUCUCCAUGGCUGGGCAAUCGCAGCCAUUCACGAUCAACAACGGCACUGCACUCGAGAUGGUUUAUAGAUUAAACGUGGACGGGCAAGCCAUUUCGGCCGUCGACGACACCGGCAUGUUCCGAGAAUGGUCUCAGGACGACUCCUUUAUCUUCGGACCCGCAGCUGGACAAGAUCCAUUUCAUCUCACAAUUAAGAUCAAAUUCACCAAGGUUCCACCCUAUACUGCGCCUGAGAUUCUCUACAGGACUGCUCGCUCCAUGGGGAUGAACAGGCACGUCAACGAGAACUACAAUCUGACGUGGAUAUUCCCCGUGGAUUCAGGGUUUUACUAUCUGGUGAGGCUCCAUUUCUGCGAGAUUGCGCCGGAGAUAACUGGGAUCAAUCAGAGGGUGUUUGAGAUAUUUUUGAAUAACCAGACGGCUGACGAUCAGAUGGAUAUUAUGGUUUAUGCCGAUGGUAUCGGAGUACCGAUUUACAGGGAAUUCGUGGUGAUGGUGCCGGAAGCAGGGGGAGUCCGCCAAGAGCUAUGGCUGGCGUUGCACCCCAACACCGGAGCUCAUGCCAAGUAUUCCGAUGCUCUUUUGAACGGUUUGGAGAUAUUCAAAUUGAACGCAAGCGACGGAAACCUCGCCGGACCCAAUCCUAUCCCUAAACAUAAGUCUAAAGCCGGUGUGGAUCAAAUUGAACCCAUUCAAACGGCGGAUCGUUGGAAUAAGGUCCGAAAACCGUUGAUUUUCGCCGGAGUAGUGGUGGGCGGGGUUGUUGCCGUAGCUUUGAUUUUAUUUUUCUUCAUUCUCCGGCGCCUGGGAGCGAAGAAGAAGGCAAGGACUGCAGGCACGAGCCGAGGAACAUCCUGGUGGACUCCAUUCUCGCAAUCCGGCGCCGAGUCAACCAAGACGAGAUAUACGCCUCGGCCGUCGGAGCUGUGCAGGCAUUUUUCGCUGGAGGAGAUGCUUUCAGCGACGAACGACUUCAGCGACGAUUUCCUCAUCGGCGUCGGCGGCUUCGGAAACGUCUACAGGGGCGCCAUCCACGGCGGAGCAACCCCAGUCGCGGUGAAACGAUUGAACCCCACGUCCCAGCAGGGAACGCGCGAGUUCCGCACAGAAAUUGAGAUGCUCUCGCAGCUCCGCCACAUCCACCUGGUUUCUCUAAUCGGCUACUGCGCGGAACACGGGGAGAUGAUCCUCGUCUACGACUUCAUGGCCAACGGCGCCCUCCGGGAUCAUCUCUACGGCACUGAUAACCCUCCUCUCCCAUGGAAGAAGCGGCUCGAUAUCUGCAUUGGCGCGGCUAAGGGACUGCACCAUCUGCAUACAGGCGCGAAGCACACGAUCAUCCACAGAGACGUGAAGACCGCCAACAUACUGCUUGAUGAGAACUGGGUGGCGAAGGUCUCUGAUUUCGGAUUAUCAAAGUUGGGACCCGCCGGCGGGUCCGAGAGCCACGUCAGCACCGUGGUGAAGGGCAGCUUCGGGUACAUAGACCCGGAUUACUACCUCCUCCAGCGGCUGACGGAUAAGUCUGACGUGUACUCAUUCGGGGUGGUUCUGUUUGAGGUUCUGUGCGGCAGACCGCCGGUGGAAAAGCACCUAGAGGGGAGAGAGGCGAGCUUGGUGGAGUGGGGAAAGGCCCACUACAAGAGCGGGAGGCUUGAGGAGAUCGUGGACAAUCGGGUGAGGAAUGAGAUUGGGGCGGAGUGUCUAAGGAAGUUUGGGGAGAUAGCGACAAGCUGCGUGGGGGAUCGGGGGACGGAGCGGCCGGCGAUGGGUGAUGUGAUGUGGGGGCUUGAAUUCGCGAUGCAGUUGCAGAGGAAGAGCGGGGAGGUAAAUGAGAUAGAAGAAGGAUUGGAGGGUGAAAGGAGGUGGAAUGGGCAUGGUGGGGGUGGGGGUGGGGGUGGAGGUGAAUCCACAUUGGGGAUGUCCGGAGAUGUCUUCUCUGAGAUCAGAAAUCCCCAAGGCCGAUAAUGGGGCUCAUCGGAUUUUAGCCAUUUUACUUGAAACCCUUUUUUAUUUUGUUAAUAAUAACCAAACCGACCGGUCAUGGAACCAGUUCACUGGUAGGACAAGGUCAAA
Vitis riparia (riverbank grape) is the source of this 4823-nucleotide messenger RNA. Its product is annotated as receptor-like protein kinase FERONIA. Gene Ontology annotation, biological process: protein phosphorylation. The transcript has a single exon. Gene Ontology annotation, molecular function: protein kinase activity; ATP binding; peroxidase activity. NCBI's taxonomy places the organism in Eukaryota, Viridiplantae, Streptophyta, Magnoliopsida, Vitales, Vitaceae. Bases 2112 to 4715 code for a protein of 867 amino acids. The record is from RefSeq and is a predicted model, not a curated record.